UCUUUGACUGGAUUUUUUUUUACAACUGAGUCGGUUUUGAGGUUGUGUAUAGAUCUAACGGCUAAUAAAUUUCUAGUUAUCUACUUUACCUGACGCGGCAUGAUCUCAGCCGUCCCUUAUAAAGCUCUUCGCAGUUAACAUUUUCUUCCUCCCCUAUACUCUCGUGGUAAAUUCGUCAGAUUUCGAUUUGGAACCCUAAACAAUUUAAAAAGACUUGACCGAUCCUCUUCUCGAAGAAACUCGAUUCUUGGGGAUUCGAUUUCAUUGAAGAAUUUUGAAUUGUUGCCUGUGAUGGGUGGUUUGGCUAUGGAGGAAAUGCCUUUAUCGGCGCUAUUCGAGCAAGCUAGGAAAAUUCAUCUCGCUGCUUCAGAGUCCGGUGUUGAUCAGGAUGUUGUGAAGAAAGGAUGUGAGAUGUUUCAGAAGUGCGAAGACAUGAUCGGGAAGCUGGCGCUGUUUUCGUCUAACGAGACUAAAGAAGAUAUUAGCACCAACAAUCUCAAAUAUCUUUUGGUAUGCAAUUCAGUCUUUGUUGUUUGUAUUUUUUACUAGUAUGUUUGUAUUAUACUUUUGUUAUUAGUUUGGUGUGAAAGAUCAGAAAGUGAAAAACUUUAGCUUCUCCUGAUGCUUCUAGUUUUAGC
Molecule: messenger RNA, 638 nt
Organism: Arabidopsis lyrata subsp. lyrata
Lineage: Eukaryota; Viridiplantae; Streptophyta; Magnoliopsida; Brassicales; Brassicaceae
Product: PP2A regulatory subunit TAP46-like
Exons: 2
Coding region: 292-549 (85 amino acids)
Biological process (GO): regulation of signal transduction; regulation of dephosphorylation
Cellular component (GO): cytosol
Molecular function (GO): protein phosphatase 2A binding
Source: RefSeq, a predicted model, not a curated record